AUGCUGGAAUUAAUCAACACUAGCCAACAUAGCACUCUGUUUGAAAACGUACCAGACCAGCCAAUAACAUGUAUUCUGUUCCUUGCAGGUCUUUGCCGCCGCCGUCGUUGGCCAGAGCCCCUUUACGAGCAAGUAAACGGCUCAGGCUCAGGAUACACAUGCGUCGUCCGGGUCAAUAACCGCGAAUACCAAACCGAUGAAGUCUGCCAGACUGAACUGCUUGCUCGUGAGAAAGCUGCCAUGCGAGCUUAUCUGAUCUGCAGAAACUUCUCUGUUAAUGACGGCAUGUACCCUGCCGGCCAUGACCACGGUGGUGUCGUCCAGGGAAUACCCGUUGCAAUUGGCAAAGACCGACGGCCAAGAUAUGGGGAUGACACCGACACGUCCACCACCAGCAGCGGCGACAGUCGGAGUGGAGGGAGCAGCCCGGAAAGCUAUGAGAGGAAGUGGAGGUAG
Nannizzia gypsea CBS 118893 is the source of this 456-nucleotide messenger RNA. RefSeq lists its product as hypothetical. The record is from RefSeq and is a predicted model, not a curated record. Bases 1 to 456 code for a protein of 151 amino acids. NCBI's taxonomy places the organism in Eukaryota, Fungi, Ascomycota, Eurotiomycetes, Onygenales, Arthrodermataceae. The transcript is spliced from 2 exons.